UAGUCACUGGGGGCGCGCUCGCGCACAGUACACAGCCGGCGGACAGGCGGCCGACGCAGAGUGGCUAUGGACACCGCGAACGGGGUAGUGGCCGGUGCUGAUGCCGUCGCCGUCGCGCUGUCGCUGCUGCUGUUCGUCGUGCUCCUGAUGCUGGCGGCCGCAUCGGCGUGCGGCCGCGGGCCCUGGACCGCGCGCCGCCGACCGGCCACAGCCACAGCCGCCGCCCGCACCGUCGCGCUAGACGGGCCGACGGCGUACCCGGUCAUCGGGUCGCUGCACGUCAUGAACGGGCACAGUGACAAUCCGUUCCGCCGGUUCACCGAGCUGGCCCAACGGUACGGGCCCGUUUACGCCAUGACCAUGGGAUCGAUGCCGUGCGUGAUCGUCAACGAUUACCCGUCCAUCAAGGAAGUGCUCAUCACCAACGGUUCCAAGUUUGGCGGACGGCCCGACUUUUCUCGAUACAACGUGCUCUUCGCUGGAGACCGUAACAACUCUCUGGCGCUGUGCGAUUGGUCGUGGCUUCAAGAGACCAGGCGGAAGAUUUCUCGAAUGUACUGUUCCCCGAAAGUGUGUUCGUCCAACUACGCUCUGCUGGACUCCGUCGCGUCCGACGAACUGGACACAUUUUUGGAAUCGUUGGCCGCGGUCACCGAGCGCGGUUCCGAGCGCGCGGUACAGGUGAAGCAGCCGUUGCUGAUGGCCUGCGCAAACAUGUUCGUCCGGUUCAUGUGCUCGACGCAGUUCGAGUACGGCGACCCCGAGUUCCAGACCAUGGUCCGGACGUUCGACGAGAUAUUCUGGGACAUCAACCAAGGCUACGCGGUGGACUUCUUGCCGUGGCUGAGGCCGUUCUACGCGGGCCACAUGCGAAAGCUGUCCGCGUGGUCGGCGCACAUCAGACGGUACAUAAUGGACACGGUCGUGUCGAAGAGGAGCAGUUACGCGAAGGCUGUGGCCGCCGAGGCGGACGGCACCGGCGGCGGCGACGACGGCGACGAACAAGAACCGGCAGACUUCACGGACGCUCUGCUCAUGAGCCUGCCCAAGGAACCCAGGCUCAAAAUGGACCACGUGCUGUUCGAACUCGAAGACUUCAUCGGCGGCCAUUCGGCCGUCGGCAACAUGGUCAUGCUUGCCCUGUCCAUGGUGGCCACCAGACCGCACGUGGCCCGAGCGAUCCGAGAAGAGGCCGAACGGGUCACCGGCGGCCAACGUUUGGUCCGCCUCUACGACAAGCCGGACAUGCCGUACACCGAGGCCACUCUGUUCGAGACGCUGCGCAUCAUCUCGUCGCCCAUCGUUCCACACGUGGCGACCGAGGACACUACGAUCAAAGGUUUCAAAAUACCAAAAGGCACGUGCAUCAUACUUAAUAAUUAUGAAAUCAACACCAGCCCGACGUACUGGGACGACCCGGAAGUGUUCGACCCGAAUCGUUUUGUACACCGCAAGUCCGACGAAAAGCCGUACAUCCGGAAACCAGAAUACUUUCUGCCGUUCAGCACCGGUAAAAGAACGUGCAUUGGACAGCAAUUGGUUUCCGGGUUUGGGUUCGUACUGCUCGCCGGCGUACUGCAGAGGUACGAAGUAAAGGCCUCUGCUCAAUUGGUAAUACCCGAGGCGCGUCUUGCUCUGCCGCCCGACACGUACCCGUUAAUAUUGAAACCGCUCGACUAAUUUCCAUAGAAUUGGACUUCGAUUAUAAAUAAUAAAUUGUUAUGCAAUCACGUUGACAUCAGACUAACACGGCCAUCAUUAUCGUUGUAUACUAAAUUAGAUAACUAUUGACUAUUGUACAUACCUAUAAACGCAUAUAAUACUAUUAUAUUGUAUUAUAUUAU
Molecule: messenger RNA, 1844 nt
Organism: Melanaphis sacchari
Lineage: Eukaryota; Metazoa; Arthropoda; Insecta; Hemiptera; Aphididae
Product: cytochrome P450 307a1-like
Exons: 3
Coding region: 67-1680 (537 amino acids)
Molecular function (GO): iron ion binding; heme binding; monooxygenase activity
Source: RefSeq, a predicted model, not a curated record